This is a messenger RNA of Nicotiana tabacum (common tobacco), 1504 nucleotides long. The record is from RefSeq and is a predicted model, not a curated record. Lineage: Eukaryota; Viridiplantae; Streptophyta; Magnoliopsida; Solanales; Solanaceae.
UCCGGAUGCACCACCUCUAACGUUUCUCCCUUUAGCUUGGAGGUGGGUUGAUAGGCGAGGCUAUUGACGCGAGGUCGAGGCUCGACAUCAUCUCCCCUAUUAUAGGAAUUUGUUGGAUUUGCUUGAAGGCGCGCAUGUACAUGUAUUCUUAAGUUUACUUGGCCUGGCUUUAUAUGUGUUGCGUUUACUCACGAUUCCUUUGUUUGAUUAAUAGUUCUUACGGAGGUCAUACAGUGAGACGCUCAUAGCUGGUUUGCCCGAUUAUUUCUCCCGCGGCCGAGCUAUGUGGAGCUUUUCUGUCCCAGUGAUAUGUCUCGAUAUUGUCGAGCAUCAUGCUACCGAGCUAGUCCUUCGCCAGUUUGGUCGACCGCAGCUUGUACCUAUUCUGCCCGCUUGGCUUAGGACAUAUUACCAACGAGAUGAUCGUUCCAGGGUUGAUCAGACAUACUUGGAUUGGCUAGAGGCCCAGAUUGAGGUUUGGGACCAGAGGUGUGACCUGAUUCCGAGCGUACGAAUGGCGAGCAUGAUGAGUAUAUGGGCUGGUAUCACAGCGUUACCCGACUUCAUGUCAAGAAUCAUGUUCAUUGCGCUGGUGGUCGGUACAUUCCAUACGUUGGGAGGCAUGAGGCACUGGCUAUUGGAUUACAUCGGUUCUACCAGCUAGGACUGCAGAUGCUGCAGCAUACCGGCGAGGGAGCGGCAACUUUGCACGAGUAUGUCCGCCAGGUUACAGAUCUGGUUGUUGAGCCAUCGGUGGUGAUUACAGAGUCAGCUGCUGAGCCUUCUACCGCUCCUAUGCCUUAGACAACAGCCAGUCCUUCCACCGAGACAACUGACAUGCCACCACCUUCAUCUUUUAGACCAUCAACAUCAGUACCAGUGCCUGCCUCAUCCACAUAUCCACUCACUACGUUGCGAGUCUCCCAGACAUUGGCGAGUCUCAACAACUGGAUGCAGACAGCUACUUCAAAGCUGUCUGACAUAUCCUAUGUUGUUGCAGCAUAGUCUUCUACACCAGCACCACCACAGGUUCCUCCGCCAGUGGAGGAAACAUUGAGGAAGAUCCUGGACAACCAGAAGACCAUUAUGGAUACACUGGUGGCACAUGGGGGAGCUAUUGCAGAGUUAGGCAAACAUCUGAAGAAGAUGAGGAAAUACCAGGCCUCGAAGAAAUCAGUGGAGAGAUUGAGAAAGGAGGUGACAAAGAUUGCAUCAGCUGGUGAUUUACCAUUUGACCUACUGAUGGAGACAUAUCCAUCAGUACCAUCAGCACCAUCAGCAGAGGCACCAGCUGGCCAGUCUGACGAGCCAGACCUUGCUGCCCAUACUGCCGAGGAGGUGCUUCAGAUGUUCACCAACCCCGUUAUUCCCCGAGCAGAGGAUGAUGAGAUCCAGUUGGAGGAGCCCGAGGGUAGUGAUGCUGCCAUGCACCCUGAGACCACAUAGGGGGUUUUCUUUACUCUCUACCCUCCCUUAUUUUGAUUUUUCUAAGCAUUGGGGACAA